This is a messenger RNA of Pyricularia grisea, 324 nucleotides long. RefSeq lists its product as uncharacterized. Lineage: Eukaryota; Fungi; Ascomycota; Sordariomycetes; Magnaporthales; Pyriculariaceae. The record is from RefSeq and is a predicted model, not a curated record. Bases 1 to 324 code for a protein of 107 amino acids. The transcript has 2 exons.
AUGCAGGUUUCUCGCUUUUUUGCCAUCCUGGCGCUUGCCAUUUCGGUCACGGCCAUCCCCGUUAGCAUCGGCGGAUCCAAAGCCGUGGCUCCCGGCCCAGCAUGCCAUCUAGACAAGGCUGGGCGUUGCCAAUGCCAUAGCGCCGGGAGGUCGAGCAAUCACCGGUUGACUGCUCGAAGCGAUUGCUGGACCGACAGCGACAAGGGCAGCGACGUCUCCAGCGCCUCUAGCAAAGGCAGCUCGCCCAGUCCUACGGCCUAUAACUGCACGGUCUGCGGAAAGAAAUCUGAUGAUUGCAGAGAGGGACUCUGCGGCAAUAUGUAA